CCCAGCCUCCCUCAGUCCCCCGCCUCGUCAGUCACACACCCGCCCGCCCCUCCGUCUGCACCAGCUGUCCUCCGCCGCAUCAACCUGCCCGCGACCCGCCGUCACCUCCACGCUAACUCAAGAUGCUGCUGCUGGCGGUGUGGGGGGCGGUGGCCUCCUUCUUCGCCGGCACAGCUGACGCCACCGUCGCCAUCCUGCCCCGCCCCGACCUUCCCAUCGUGGGCGAGAACUCACCGAUUGCGUCCCUCCCUGUGGCGGCACUGAUCGCCCUCGAGGUCGCCGUGGUCAUCGGUAUCCUGCAGAACGGCGGCGAGGCGAUCACCUUGGACGAGUGGAAGCGACUCAAGGACAAGGACAACUACGAGUACAUAUAUGACUACGACUACGGGAAGCCCUUCAGGAGGCUUAUCUACUUCGCCGCCAGCGCCCCCGACGACAGCGAGGCUUACUUCGAGUCGGAGGAGCACGAGGAGGAGCACGAGGACGCGACGGAGGCGGAGGCGGCGGCGGAGGGGGAGGGGGAGCGCCGCAGGAGAAUAUUCCAAAAAGGAGUGCCUCCCUUCAGCCACUACCGCCCCGCCUCCUACGGCACACCCAGCCACUACGGCCAAGGCUUUCCCCCUCCUUCCUCCUACGGCACACCCAGCCACUACGGCCAAGGCUCUCGCCCUCCUUCCUCCUACGGCCAGAAAUACAACCAACCCUCUCCCAACCGCCGAAACUCCUACCAACAACCUUCUUCCUACGGCCAGGGAUCCCCCGGCCAGCAGGGCUCCUACCCACCGCCCACCCACACCCAGGGUUCGUACCCCCAGCCAGAGCAGCUGCCAUACCGCCGGUACAAGAGAGAUCUCCAGGGUCUUUCCACCGGCGAGGUGGUGGAGGAGCUGAUGAAGGCAGUGGACGACCUGACGCAAGAGAAGGACGCGAGAGCGUUGGUGGAGGAGGUGGUGCACCUGACGGGGCAGGUAAUGAGCCUGGACAAGGACGGCUGCCUCCUCAAGCUGCUGUGCCACAUUCAGGAGAAGCCCAGGGACGCCCGCGCCCCCGAGCACGACCAGCUGUUCCGCCUCUUUACCCUGAACGCCGCCUCAGAACCCCUAAAGUGUCGGCAGGAGUUCCCGCAGUGUCCCGUGCAGGAGGCACAGCUGGCGGAGGCCUUCACGUUCACGUGGCCGCACCAGAAUACUGUCUAGUGGAACACACCCUAGUGACGUAUGUGUGAAUGACGCUCGAUUUUGUAUGUGGUAUAGUGAUGUAUUAUUUAGGCCUAUAUUGUAAACUCUCUCUCUCUCUCUCUCUCUCUCUCUCUCUCUCUCUCUCUCUCUCUCUCUCUCUAUCUAUCUAUCUAUCUAUCUAUCUCUAUCUAUCUAUCUAUAUAUCUAUCUAUUUAUUUAUCUCGCGUCUAGCUGCGGUGCUGUGUAAAUUAAGUUGUCUUAAUACAUAAAACACAAAUG
Messenger RNA from Eriocheir sinensis (Chinese mitten crab), 1457 nucleotides. RefSeq lists its product as uncharacterized. The transcript has 3 exons. The record is from RefSeq and is a predicted model, not a curated record. Bases 123 to 1196 code for a protein of 357 amino acids. Lineage: Eukaryota; Metazoa; Arthropoda; Malacostraca; Decapoda; Varunidae.